CCCUGCCCGGUGGCGCAAGGAGCGCUGGCACGGCUGGGCACGGUUUGGCACAGCUCGCGGGGGCGCUUGGCACGCUCGGGGGCGGUUUGGCACGCCGCGAGGGGCGCAGGAUUUGGCACGGUUCGGCUCGGCGCAGCGUGGGUUGUUGGCACGGCUCGGCUCGGAGCCCGUCACUCGUGGGCCAGCCGUCACCACGCCCGGGAGGGGAGCGGGUGACGCGAGGCCGCCGUCUGGUCCCCACCCUGUCCCCCAGGACGUCCCCCCGCGUCCCCCCGGCAGCCCUGACUCAUCGCCUCCUGCCCAAAACUGCGGCGCCGGGAGCUCGGCGCUGUCCCCACGCCACCGGGAUGUGGGAGUCCCCUCUGCACAGACCCCCCUGCCACCCUCCCAGCUGUCCCCGGUGUCCCUGAGCCACCGCUGGUGGUCCCCAUGCAGUGUCCCCCCCCCAAACCCAAGAUCUCUCCAUCCCGCCACCGGCACGGUGACAGUCACAGCACAGGUGCCACCACCCUGCGUUGUCCUGCUGGGAUCGGGGUCACCGUGUCCAUGUGUGCCACCACCCCUGGACUUGGUGCCACCACCCCCAAGCUCAGUGCCACCACCCCCCAGGCUCGGUGUCCCCCAUCCCACGUCCCUGCAGGGGAAACGUGAUGGGCACGAUGCUCCCUGCCCUCCAGCGUGACCCCAGGAGGAGCCCCCCCAGCCAGCAGCCGGCCCUGGGGAGCUCCUGCGCCUUUAAACCCUAAUUGGGACCAUGCCUUUAAAAUGCCCCAUGGGCCCCCACCCCUCUCACCCUGCUGGACCAGGCUGGUGAGGAGCAGGUGGGCUGAGCAAGCUGGUCCUCCCCACCCACCCCGCCGCACCCCUCUCCCUUUUGCCCCCCUCCCUGGCACUUUUAAGCCCCCUCCUUCUUUAGCCAGGCUCUUGUCCAGCUGGCUUUGCCCCCCCUGUUUUGGGGGACUGGGUUUUAGUCCUGAUCUUGCACUCCUUUUUGCAGAGCCCUCCCUUUUCUUUUUUCUCUUCGUGCCCAGCCGAAGCAGUCGGCAUGGGCUCCGCGGCGUGACAGCACCCUGGGACCUCCUUCUGCUGGUGCCCGUGCCCAGCUUCGCCCUUUUCUUUCUUUUUUUUUGGGGGGACACACAAAGCAUGACCGCAGGCCUCCCUUAAUCCUGCUGCCACCUCACCCCCUCUUGCCCACCAUGGCUUCGCUCCGGCCCUUCACCACCACCCUCCUCCUCCUCCUCCUCCUCGCCGUGCCGCUCUCCCAGGCUGCCAGCCAGCCCCCCCCGUUGCCCCUCCUGCAAGCGCUGCGGGCGCAAGCACCGGGCAGCUGGAGCUGGCGGGGGGGCCCUGCGAGCGGGCCCCCUCUGCGGUACAUGCUGGAGCUGUACCGGCGUGCCGCCAACCGCGAGGGCCGGCCACGGCGCGGCCGCAGCCCAGGCACCAACACCGUCCGCUUGGUGCGGGCAGCUUCCCACGGGGGACAGCCCUGGGCAGGUCGCUGGUACGUGCAGCCCCUCACCUACCGCCUGGGCGGCCAACCCGAAGCCGAGCACCUUCUCCGCGCCACCGUGGUCUACCCGCAGAGCCUGCCGCUGCCCCGUGGCCGGCUCCUGUGCGCCCUGGAGCUGGUGGCCACCGCUGAAGCCCCCCCGGUGCUGCUCAGCCCCACCACCGCCCCACCGCGGCGCGGCUGGACCGAAGCGGACGUCACCCCCUACUUGUCCCCGGGGAACGGCAGCGCCGAGGGGACGCUGACCCUGCGGCACGUCUGCGUGCGAGCCGGCCGCGCCGCCGCCCCGCCAGCCCCACCGUCCCCCGCGGACCCCUUCCUCCUCCUCUUCCUCAACGACACUCGCAGCGGGACGCUGCCGGAGCCGCGGAGGAGCCGGCGAGACGCGGGGAUGUUGCUCCACGACCUGCCCGGCUACCUGCGGGAAGCCGGAGGAGAGAAAAGUGACUGCUCCCUGCGCUCCUUCCCCGUCAGCUUCGCCCAGCUGGGUUGGGACCAUUGGAUCAUCGCUCCCCACCGCUACAACCCGCGCUACUGCAAGGGCGCCUGCCCGCGGCUCCUCCGCGAUGGCUACCACGCGCCCAACCACGCCGUGGUGCAGAACUUGGUCCACCAGCUGGUGGACGCCACCGUCCCCAGGCCCUCCUGCGUCCCCUACCGCUACAGCCCCAUCAGCGUCCUGAUGAUCCAGCACGACGGGGGCAUCCUCUACAAGGAGUACGAGAACAUGAUCGCAGAGUCCUGCACCUGCCGGUAACCCACACGUCCAGAACUGGAUUUUUUUGGUGGUGUUUUUCUUUUUUUUCUUUGUUAUUUUCCUUGGGAGGGGUUCGUCUCCGCCCUGGCGCGAUGCUUUGCGGGAAAAGUUUUACAGUUUUAUGGAAGAAGAAGGAAAAAAAAAAAAAGGAAACACAAAACGUAGGUUUUUAAAGGCGGGAACCUGCCCCACAGCAUCCCUCCGUCCCGCAGCCGCUGCCUGUUUUGGGGACUGGAGCACGAAGCUGGUGGAGAGGGGUGUCCCCGUGCUGCCACCCCACGCCGGCAGCACCCACGGGACUCCGUCCUGCGCACCCCAAGCCGUCUUGUCCCAGCUCUGGGAAUUUUGGGGGGGCUCCCCCCCCCCUCGCAGCCCCCCUGGCUUUGCUCGGGGGGGCUAUGGAAACUGGUGGGACACGGGGAUGGCGGUGCCACCUCUGUUGCGGUCUCCCUUUGCUGUCCCGCGUGGGCUGGGCUCUGCUCCGGGUCUGUCCCUGUCUCUGGAGGUGCCGGUGCCCCCCCCAGGCUCACACAGCCUGGCUUUCCUCUAUUUAUUGCUGACUGUAAUUAAAUAAACUGCUGGAUUUUGCUAAAGAC
Anas platyrhynchos (mallard) is the source of this 2866-nucleotide messenger RNA. It is a transcript of the gene BMP15, whose product is annotated as bone morphogenetic protein 15. The record is from RefSeq and is a predicted model, not a curated record. Lineage: Eukaryota; Metazoa; Chordata; Aves; Anseriformes; Anatidae. Gene Ontology annotation, cellular component: extracellular region. Gene Ontology annotation, molecular function: cytokine activity; growth factor activity.